GUGCUGAAAGGGAAAAAUAUCAUUGAGUGUAGCCCGACCAUUGAACUGAACUUUUUAGCUAGCUUCAACAUAAACAUAAAGUUUCGAGUUUAGUUGUUUCUUUUUUUUUCUAGUUGCAUGUAAUAAAGUUUAGAAAGAAAACAACAUGGCUGGGCCUGUGUCUCCUCAUCUUGUUAUUCCCAUGAUGUUAUGGGGAGAGACACCACCAUCUCAUUGUAUCUCAGCAAUUCAAAUAUCUCAUGACCAUUGCACAUUAGUGACUGGAAGUCAUGACGGUCAACUAUGUGUUUGGGCUAUGGAUCCCAAUACAUACAAGGCCACUCCAAAGUGUUUUUUGGUGGGUCACACAGCUCCAAUUGUGUGUCUGGUAGCAGCAAAAAACACACUAGAAAUGGAGUGCAUCGUCAGCUCCUCUGAAAAUGGAGAAAUGUGUACAUGGGAUUUAAUAGAUGGACAGUGUAUAGAAUCAGUCAAGCUUUACCAAAUUCAUUCACACAUCCAGUCUUAUUCCUUUGGAGGAACCGAAGAUGCAUCGCUGUUUUGUAUUGGAAACUAUCCGGAGAUCCUUGUAAUCGACCCAUUUACGUUAGAAAUAAUAAUGAACCUGACAAGUCGCGUGCAUCCAGAUUGGAUGGCAGCGAUUCAUGUUUUACGCCCGACGCGAAGACAGGAUGAUGUCGUAUUGGGGUUGACCACCAGUGGAGUCGUUAAGGUCUGGACUGUUGGGGCCCAGGACUUGAACAACUCAGGUGAACCUGUUCUGGAACACGAGAGCAAACAAAUUCGCUGUUUGAAUGCGACGUCCAUGACAUGUUGUUUGUAUAAUCAACGGACUGUUAUAAUUGUCAGCCCAAAAACUUGGCAGAUUUACGAUGCUGGUGAUUUCUCGUUGCUGUGCUCCAUGUCAUCAAAACAAGGCGAAUCAUGGGUUGGCGGAGAUUUUUUGGCUACUGACCGGAUUAUUGUAUGGAAUACUAUAGGAACAGCCUUCGUGUACCGACUACCUACCAACAAACUGAAAGGACAUGUAACGCGUUGCGUGGUGGAGAGCAAGGACUUCCAUAAUAAAUCUUCAGAAGAAGAUUUGCCGUUCCUCUACUGCGUUCUAAAAUUAUCUGAUGAGCAAAAACUUCCGUGCCCACCUUCCAUCCGCUGUAGUUUAGUUGUCAAAGAGGAUGGGCGUCUUGUCAAACUUUUAUUACGGGGUGACGCCAAUGGUCGCGUUUCCGUUUUCACCAUUCCAGAGGUUACGGACAAUCAGUUGGAACAAAUUCAGCAGCUUGACUUUGACAAUCCGCCAAAUAUGACUUCUGAGUCAUGCAGCAGUCUUUCUGAUUCGUGGAUGGCGAUUCAUCCGAAACCAAUAGGAAUCCUAAGCCACAUGGAUAGUACAAUUCCUGUGACAUCUAGUUUAUACAUCACAAUGCAAAAUCGUCUCGUGUGCGGUAGAGCAGAUGGCUCAAUCGUUCUUCUUAAUGGUAUUGCAACACUAAAGUUACUGCUACUUCAACAAGCCAUUACUGAUAUUCCAGAUCUGCUCACACUUAAUGGGCACACAGGCAGAGUUACUUGCUUGCUCUAUCCGUAUCAAUUACACAAUCGCUAUGACCCAGUACAGCUAGUUUCCGGUGGCGCUGAUUUUACGCUGUGCUUAUGGAACAUCUCUUCUGGAACGUUAUUGCAAAAAUUUUGCGUUCAGGUCGGGGAAAUAGCGCAAUUGCUAGUACCUCCAGCCAAUUCUUCGCCACGCAUUUUGCAGUGCAUCUGUAGCGUUGCAAAAGAUCACUCGGUUUCCCUCAUCAGUUUGAAGGAGCGCAAAUGCGUCCUUCUCGCAUCACGUCAUCUAUUUCCAGUAACAUGUAUCAAAUGGCGUCCGUUGGACGACUUUAUGAUGGUCGCUUGCUCCGAUGGCACUCUCUAUGUAUGGCAAAUGGAAACAGGCCAACUGGAUCGGGUAGUCCAUGGCAUGUCUGCGGAAGAAAUAUUAAAUGCAUGUGACGAAAGUGUUUCUGUAGUUCCCAGUUUUCAAGAAGGUGGACUCGCGAAUCCUGCUGUUCACUUUUUUCGGGGACUCAAGCAUCGUAACAUUUCUGCUAUUCGUCACGCCGCUCUUAGAGGGCUUAAUCAACUGCAACACACAAAUGCAUCAAACAACCAAGAUUCUGGAGAUCUUUCAAAAGAUCGGGGUGUACCUUUGAGUAUCCAAGGACUCCGUUCAAAUGCGAGUGAGACAGAAUUUCAUGCGGUUUUCUUUGAUGCCGAAGCGCUAGUUGUUCAACUUUUGCAUGAGGAAUACAGUAUGAUGUCCCCAAAUACCUUGGAGAAUCACGGUCUCAUCAACCAAAAUGAAUAUCAAAAAGUUGCUGCCUUGACUCAUACGGCUUCACCAGAUGCCCAAAAGAAAAUAGCAGAUUUCCUUGGCAAAGUUAAGGACAAAGCUGGAGACAUGGAAAGGCGUCUUAAAGAUAAAGACAAACACGGUAUUCUCGCAAAAGUUCGAGAAAGUGCGGAAAAUAUGCAACACAAAAUCCAGUCCAGGAAUGAUGGGUUGAACGCCAAAUAUUCCGAGAGAGGAACUGAAGACGAACGAGAUGGUGCCAGUGUUGGGAGUAGUGGAAGUACACGUCAACGUCAAGUUCCGAAUUCUUUGCCUACUGAUUGGAGUUUGACUAUGGAAAUAGCACAGCUCCUUCUUUCAUUACUUCACGGUUGGACGUUGGACGAAGAUUUGGAUCAGGCGUGUCAGAGCCGAUUGGGUCUUGCCAAACCCAAAAGUCCUGUAUGCUUUGGUCUUAUAUCGCGUUCUGGGCACAUGAUGCUGAUGCUACCUACAUGGCCUGCGGGUGAAUCUGUUGAGCAUUUCACCGCCCUAAGUCAUUGGUCAAUAUCGAGUACCUUAACCACAAAUCAUCUACUGGCUAUUGUGGCAUUGUCGAAUACCCUUAUGUCUAUGAAUAGCACAGCAUUCAGCAAUGGAAAACUCGUUCGCCAAUACCCUCCAAGGGAUGCCAAGAGGUCUGUCGAAGAUAGAAAGGCAGAAGAGCCUUUUACUGUUCAUGAUGUGCAAACAAAACAAGGAUGGAGCUUAAUGGCUACUUUACACUGUGUCCUAUUGCCUGAUAAAGUCUGCGAAUUUCAACACCUACGCCACCCUUCAGGAUUGGAAACCUUCCGAAAGGCGCAAAUAGAAAUGCUUGCGCGUCGUUGGCAAGAUCGCUGUUUAGAGAUUCGAGAAGCAGCCCAAGCCCUUCUUCUCGCCGAGUUGGAACGAAUAGGCGUGGAUGGCAGGAAAGCCGUGGUGGAUCACUGGGCGACGUUUCUACCGACAUACGCAGAUCCAUUCACCAUAGCCGGCCCGUCGCACAGCGUUGGAUUCAACGCAAAUAGUCUUACGGGAUCUGGUACGCAGAAUCUUUCUGUUCCUUCACAGCAGUGGGGCAAUGACGGAGGAUCGCCAGCCCGUUCAGCCGGAGAAUAUGAAGCGGAAGAGGAUCAUGAUGAAGAAGACGACGGUGAAGAUGUAGCCCUUCGUCGGCCAAGCCGUUCCAUGGAACUCAAGCGGCGCCAAGCAACGUCUAUAGUACUAUUGGGCGUCAUUGGAGCUGAAUUUGGUCAAGACAUCGGUGACAACAAGAAAACAAGCGAGACGGAUCCGCGCAAAAGGAAGACUGUCGAAGGCUUUGGGCUAGGGCCGAAUCAAAAUCUAGCAAGAUUGACUAGUAAAGCAUUGACGUACCUGUUGUUGGCGCCAGCGUCACCAAAGUUACCUAUGCAUACAUCGUUACGCCGAGCAGCCAUCGAUUUGAUUGGGCGUGGUUUCACGGUCUGGGAACCGCAUCUAGACGUUUCAAAAGUGCUGUUGUCGAUGCUUGAACUCUGCUGCGAGGGUGACAAACUAAUUCCCAGCAUGAGUUACGGUCUUCCGCUGAGCCCAGCAGCAGAUUCUUGCCGUACGUCACGACAUGCUCUAACACUUAUAGCUACUGCCCGACCUGCGGCCUUCAUCACAGCAAUGGCACGAGAGGUUGCAAGAUACAUCACUUUACAGCAAAACGCCCAGACGCUAAAUGUGAAUCUUGCUAACACUACGCUAGCAAGAGCUAAACCAGAAAUACUUCGCGUUAUUGAACUGCUGAUCGACAAAAUGCAAGCGGACAUCUCGGAUCUUCUUGUUGAGGUUACGGAUAUAGUUUUACAUUGCGUAGACCAUGGUCAUUUGAAAGGUCGCUCGCUCUCCGAAGUAUUCCCUUCCUUAUGCCGCUUUAGCCAGAUUACACAUUGUUCCUCCAGUCGUCGAAUAGCUGUUGGUUCCCGAAAUGGAUCUCUCGCCUUGUACGAGCUCCGCGGACAGAAGUGCCAAUACAUACAGGCUCAUAACGCUGAAAUAACGGCUUGUGCGUUUUCUCCUGACGGAAAAAAUUUGGCGUCGUACUCUUCUACGGAGAACCGAUUGUCGUUUUGGCAGCAAGCUGCAACGGGUGUGUUUGGAUUGGGAGCUGUUCAAACACGAUGUGUGAAAACAUACACCACUGAUCCGUUACCUCCGUGUGUGCGAUCUGGUAGUACAAUACCAUUGCGAAUGGCUCGUCUUCAGUGGCAUAGUGGUAAAACAGUAGCCAUUAUGCUCUCAGAUGGCUCAGAGACGAGAUACCAUCUCUGAAAAACGGAGAAUUCAACAAGGGAUGAGUUCUAACGAACCAAG
Molecule: messenger RNA, 4702 nt
Organism: Daphnia magna
Lineage: Eukaryota; Metazoa; Arthropoda; Branchiopoda; Diplostraca; Daphniidae
Gene: Rbcn-3B
Product: WD repeat-containing protein 7
Exons: 30
Coding region: 146-4660 (1504 amino acids)
Cellular component (GO): cytoplasm
Molecular function (GO): protein binding
Source: RefSeq, a predicted model, not a curated record